This is a messenger RNA of Grammomys surdaster, 775 nucleotides long. Its product is annotated as C-C motif chemokine 3. Gene Ontology annotation, cellular component: extracellular region. Bases 96 to 374 code for a protein of 92 amino acids. The transcript has 3 exons. The record is from RefSeq and is a predicted model, not a curated record. Gene Ontology annotation, biological process: neutrophil chemotaxis; cellular response to interleukin-1; positive regulation of ERK1 and ERK2 cascade. NCBI's taxonomy places the organism in Eukaryota, Metazoa, Chordata, Mammalia, Rodentia, Muridae. Gene Ontology annotation, molecular function: chemokine activity; CCR chemokine receptor binding.
AUGGCUUCAGACACCAGAAGGACACAAGCGGCAGCGAGUACCAAUCCCUCCUCUGCUCUGCUGACAAGCGCACCCUCCGUCACCGGCUCGGCAACAUGAAGGCCUCCACCGCUGCCCUUGCUGUUCUUAUCUGUACUAUGACUCUCUGCAACCAAGUCUUCUCAGCACCAUAUGGAGCUGACACCCCGACUGCCUGCUGCUUCUCUUACGGUCGGCAGAUUUCACGCAAAUUCAUCGCUGACUAUUUUGAGACCAGCAGCCUUUGCUCCCAGCCAGGGGUCAUUUUCCUGACCAAGAGAAACCGGCAGGUCUGCGCUGACCCCAAAGAGACCUGGGUCCAAGAAUACAUCACUGACCUGGAACUGAAUGCCUGAGACACUUGGAGGCAGCAAGGAAUCCCCAAACCUCCAUGGGUCCCAUGUAGAUCAGAGGGGCUUGAGCCCCAGGACAUCCCUGUCACGUCCAUAGCUCCAUCUCCUAUAAGCUGUUUGCUGCCAAGUAGCCACAUAGGGGACUCUUCACUUGAAAGUUUAUUUAAUUUAAUUCUAUUGAUUUAAUACUAUUUAAUUUUGUAAUUUAUUUUAUUGUCAUGCUUGUGUUUGUAACUAUUUAUUCUGAAAGACUUCAGGUCACAUACCUCAACCCCCAUCCACCUCCUGGCUGUUUGGUGACAGCUAUUCUAGAUAGACAUGAUGACAAAGUCAUGAACUGACAAAUGUACCAUGAAUGUUUUGUCUAUACCAGAGAAGUAAUAAAUAUGCCCUUUAACAAGUGA